AUGAAAAAAGCUGAAUUUUUUGAAAUUGUUCAAAAUGAUUCUUCUUCAAUAACUGGAAAUUCAUUAAAUGAGAGUUCUUUUAAUUGUAGUUUAGAUUUCAAAGAUGAUAAAAAAAAAAAUGUUCAUGAAAAAGACAAUAUAGAUAUUUCUUAUAAUAAAAUAAAUAAUUUGUCUAAAAAGAAUGCUUUAAAAUUUCUGGGUAUAUUUAAUAAAAAAAAAACCGAAAAAUUACAUAUUAAAAAUAAUAUGUGUGAAAGCACUCUUGAUGCAUAUAAUAAUAAGUGUGCUAAUAUAGUAAUAAAAAACAAUGAAACAAAUGACCCAAUAAUAAAGGGUAUUAAUAUCGUUAAUAAAAUAAACUCGGUUGUAAAAGAUAACAUUGAAAAUGGAAAUAAUAUAUAUAAUGAUAAUAAAUUAAAUUUUAAUGGUUAUAUAAAUAAUGAUGAUCAUGUAAAUUAUAAUAAUGAAUAUAAUAAUAAUAAUAAUAAUAAUAAUAAUACGUAUGCCUUAAAAAAUGAAAAAAAAAAUACUGACAAUAAAGCACAUUAUAAUAAUGAAUUUUAUUGUUUGAAACAAAUAGUUGAUAACAACUUAAAUAAUAAUUAUGAUAAAAAUGAAAUAAAGCUUUUCAAUAUAUAUCAUGAUAAUAGAGCAGAAUGCUUAUUUCAUGAUAUUAGUAUAAUUAAAUUUUAUGCAUAUAAUAAUAUUUGUAUAUAUGAAAAUAAGGAUUAUAUAUAUAAUGAAAUUAAUACGUAUUUAUUCGAAUGUCCUAAUGGACCUAAAAAAGCAGACACAUUUAAUAUAAAUGAUGAUAUUUAUGAAUAUUUAUAUAAUGAAAAAAUAAAAUUAAAAAAUAAAGAUAAAAUCUAUAAAGAAAAUGAUAAUCACAAUAAUAAUAUGUUUAAUAAUUGUGAUAGUGAAAUACGAAAGGAAGACAACCAAAUACAAUGUCUUCAAUUUUAUAUACAUAAAUAUCCUUCUUUUCUAAAAGAUAAAAUAAAAGCCUUUAUUCAUAUAUAUAACAUGUUUAGUAUUUAUCCAUAUAUUAAUAAUAAUUUUAUACAAGAUCAUAUGUAUUAUGAAAAUAUUAAAAUUGUUUAUCAUUCUGAAAAGGUUGUAAAUAUUCAAUGGAAAUAUUAUGAUAUAAAUGAAUUAACAAAUAUUUUAAAAAAAUAUGUUUUGCCUAAGAAAUUGAGCGAAAACUCUUUAGAACAACCUUUUAUACAAAUUAAUGAUUAUAUAUAUAUUAAUUUUUUAACACAAGAAAUUAAAAUGAUAGAUAUCAAUUCUUAUCAAAUAAACAAUAAUUAUAUUAUCUUAAACGGUAACGGACUUUGCUUUUCAGCAUAUUAUCAUAUAUUAGUACCCCAUCAUAGACACAUUAAUGAAAACACAAAUGAUCAAAAUAAAAAUUAUCAUUUAAGUUAUGAAUAUGUUUUUAUAUCUCAGUUAUUUAAUAUUUAUGAUAAUUUUCAUAUAUGUUUUUUGUAUCCACUUUUUGUUACCUACUUUUUUUAUUACCACCUUUUUGUAAAACACAAAAUGGAUAAUUUGAAAAGAGGGAAUAAAAAUGAAUACUCCGAUAUGAAUAAAAAAAAAACAAAUGUAUACAUGGAGGAGAGAAAAAUGACAUAUAUAGGUCAUGAAAAAAUAUAUACCACUAAUGAAGAACAAAAUAUAAAAAAAGAAAUCCACACCUUUAAUGAAAAAAAUACUAUAAAUGAUGAUCAGAUAUAUGAAUCAAAUACGGAAGAGUAUAUAAAAUAUAAUAAUAACUAUGAAGAAUGUUACAUUAUUCAAUUAAAUGAUAUUUAUCUUAGAUUAUAUGAAUGUUUAAAAAAAAAAAACAUAUUAGAAAAUAUUAAGCCAAAUGAUAAUAUAAAAAAAAAGGGAUAUAUACAAUAUUUAUUACCUCAAAGUUGUUUUAAACAUUUUAAAAGUAUAGAAUUUAUUUUUAAAAGUCAAUCAUCUUAUUUAUUUAUGUUAUAUCUUAUAUGUAUUAGUAAAUAUGGUUUAGAUGAUAAGUCUAUAAUAGGACAUAAAACUAAUUUAAAUAAUAUAAACAUUUUAUAUUCCCAUAAUAAUAAUAAUAUUUAUAAUGAUAAUUUACAAAAUUAUAUAAAUCCUAAUAAAAUAAUAUCACAUUGUAACAAUAAAUCGUAUGAUGGUAUUCAAAAUGAUGAAUAUAUAAAUUCUUAUGAAAAUUUAUUUUGUUAUAAUGAUAUGAAAGAAAUAUCAAAUAUACGUAAUAUUUUUCCUGAUGAUAAACAAAAUUUUUUUAAUUCAUGUAACAAAAUUGACAAUAUUAUAAAAAUCAGUAUAAGAAAUAACGGUGUCUGUUUUUUUUAUAUUAAGGAUAUUGUGAAAUAUUUAUUUUUUUCCUAUUUCAUAAUUUUCAAUUCAAUGGAAAAUCUUAUACAAUUAAUGAAUAACAAACAUUAUAAAAAUGAUGUAGAAAUAUAUGAAGAUCAAAAGAUGUAUAAUGAAAAGCAUAAAUUAGAAAGUAAACAAAAUGAAUUGUUAUCAAAUUUAAUUCAUAAUAAUAGAAUGGGUUCCCAAUAUUGUUGUAUAACAUCCAGUGAUAUAAAUAAAAAUGAAAAUGAGUUAUCAAAAAAAAAUCAAGAAAUUCAAAUACUACAAAAGUGUAUCUUAAAUGAAGAUAUAUAUAAAUUAUGUAGCACAUCUAACAUUCCUAAUGAUAUAUAUAAUAAUAUAUAUAAUGAUUAUUAUAAUAAUAAACAUAAUUUUAAUUUUCCAAAUGUAAAUAAAAUAUUUGAAAUGGACAAUAUAAAAAAUAUUUAUAAUGACUUUUUUAUUUGUGAAAAUAAAAAUGUGAACAUUUUUAAAUUAAUUAAUAUAAUGAAUAAAGAAAAAAAGAAAAUCUUAACCCCAUAUUAUUUCAGUUUAAAUGAAUUAACUCCUCUUUUUUUCUUAAAAUUAUCAAAUAUACAUAUAUAUGAUAUUAAUAUACAAUUAAAUAAAGUCUUUCAAUACAUACAUUAUAAUAAUCAUACAUUUACUCCUUUUUUGACCGAUUCUCAAAAAAAGGAUGAAAUAAUGAAUGUACAAUUAGAUUUGUUAGAAAAUACUUAUAUUGUUAAUAAUGAAGUAUAUUUAUUAUAUAUAAAAAAAAUUAAUUAUAAUGAUGAUUUUUAUAAAUAUAAUUAUCUAUAUGUACAAGAUUAUUUAUUAAAAAAUUAUAUACUUUAUUAUAAUAUCUAUUUUUAUAUACAAGAUCAUUUAAAAAAAAACAAAUAUUAUAAAUUAAAAUAUACAAAUAUAAAUAAAGAAACAUUAAUUAUUCAUUUUACUGUAUCUUUUAAUUGUAUAUAUGAUCAAAUGAAAUUCAUCUAUCAAUUCAAACCACAACAAUAUAUUACUCACAUAGAAAAAAAUGAAAAGGUUAAUAUAACAACUGAACAAAAACAAAAAUAUAUAUCUUUUAUUGAUAAUUAUGUAUGUACAAAAUGUGUACAAUGA
Plasmodium adleri (nom. inval.) is the source of this 3480-nucleotide messenger RNA. Its product is annotated as conserved Plasmodium protein, unknown function. NCBI's taxonomy places the organism in Eukaryota, Apicomplexa, Aconoidasida, Haemosporida, Plasmodiidae. The coding region runs from base 1 to 3480 and encodes 1159 amino acids. The transcript has a single exon. The record is from RefSeq and is a predicted model, not a curated record.